AUGGCGGUGGUCAAGGAGGAUGGGCAGUACAAAAUUGAAGUGGCUGGCACCCCGAUCUCUUUUCUUUUCGAACCCUACCCGCAGCAGAUCGACUAUAUGAAAAGUGUGCUGUCGGCGUUGAACAUGAAACAUGAUGCUGUACUCGAAUCUCCGACAGGGACCGGCAAAACGUUAUCCUUGCUUUGCUCUACACUUGCAUGGCUUCGUCAGAACCAGAUGAAGCUCACUUUGAACGACGUUGUGGGAGAGGCUGGAGGGCCAUCAUUUGUGCCCAAUGGCCAAUCGUCGAUUCGUCGAAUUUUCUAUUGUUCACGAACGCACAGUCAAUUGGCCCAAGUAGUGGCCGAAUUGAAUCGGACGAUCUAUAAGGAGGUUAGAUGUGCCGUACUCGGUGGCCGUGAGCAGCUGUGCACAAACGAAAUAGUGGCCCGAAUGAAAGAAAAAGGUUCAAUGGCUUCGGCGUGUUCGGCCAUGCGGAAGAAACAUUCCUGUUUCCCCUACAACAAGUGGGAUAAGACGCCUAUGGAGGCUCUAGACAGUAUUUACUAUCAGAAGGGCGCUCCGGAUAUCGAGGAUAUGGUGAGAAUCGCCAAGGCUCAUAACCAUUGUGCCUAUUAUCGCUCGCGUCAAAUGGUGGAAGGCGCCUCGCUGAUCCUACUGCCCUACAACUAUCUCCUCGAUCCGAGUCUGCGGCGAAGACACAAGCUCGAUUUAUCAAACAGCAUCGUUAUUUUUGACGAGGCUCAUAACAUCGUAAAUGUUUGCGAAGAAUCGGCGUCCACCACAAUUACCACCACUCAAAUCUCACUUGCUAUCUCGGAAUUACGGAAAGCCAUGGAAUUGAAGAGCGAGGCUGACGAGGAAGUACGUACUGAAAUGGACGAAGCCACCAUCGGCUUUGCGGUGCUGAAGAAGGAGGAAAAGAAGGCCGAAGAAUUGAACCUGCAAAAAGCUGCGUUGCUCCUUCAAAGCUUCUUCCAACUCGAGGAGCUGAUCGAGCCGUAUUACCGAAAAGGAAGCACCUUGGGCAUCAUUGACCCGGAAAGGACACCAGCCACCAUUCGGGACGUUCGUCUUUUCGAAGGGAAUAGAUUGAUAGACUUGCUGGCCGAGGCGGGGCUUGGCGCAAAUUCGGUCGUCGUCGCCGAGCUGGACAAGAUCGUGAAGGGCGCGUUAGACUUGUUAACCGAUAAGGAAACCCAAGUGGACAAGCAACUGGGACGGCAGUUGGACAAUAUAGCGACGUUUAUUCAAGCUGUACAUGCUGGGUCGGCGGACGCCAUGGCGCAAGGAGGCGCGCGAAUGGAGAACUUCAAGUUUUGGAUCAACAUCGAAAAGCGCAACUCCAGCGAGCAGCCCGAGGAGUACUCCCUGAACUGGGCCUGCUUCGACUCGGCGAUCGCCAUGCAGCGCCUGAAGAGAAUGGGCGCCCGCACGAUCAUUUUGACCAGCGGCACGCUCGCCCCGCUCGAGACCUUCGCCCAGGAGAUGGCACUUAAUGUUGGUGAUGUCUUCUCUGCGACCCAUGCCGCCAAGAAGGAACAAGUCAAAUGUUUUGUCGUUCCGAAGUACUACGCUGACAAGACGGCAACUGCAAAGUUGGAGUCUCUGGCCGGCACCUUCACAAAUCGAGAGAAUCCGAGAUAUGUGAAGGCGGUUGGGGAGGCGAUCGUCUCGGCGCUGAAGCGGGUCCCACAGGGCACCCUCGUCUUCUUCCCGAGCUUUAUGUACAUGACGGCGUGCCUGAAGAUGUGGCGCAAUUGCGGGCUGCUCGCCGAAAUGGAAAAGCACAAGAAAGUCGCCGUCGAGCCGAAGAAUAAAAUGGAGAUGAAGGAGCAGAUGAUGCUUUUCCGGCAGUCUAUCGAUUCGGGCGGUGCCGCCGUGUUUUUUGCCGUUUGUAAAGGAAAGCUUUCUGAGGGUAUAAACUUUGCCGAUCGACAUGCGCGCGCCGUUAUCGUUGUUGGGCUGCCAUACCCGCCGAUGUACGACGUGCGGGUGAUGGUGAAAAAGAAAAUCCUCAACAAUAAGUUGGCUCAAUAUCGCGAGGCGAAGGCAAAAAACCCACGGCUGGAUGCGGGGCAGCCGAUGGAUGACAAAACUUGGUACGCAGUCGAAGCCAUGCGAGCCGUCAACCAGGCACUCGGCCGCGUUCUCAGACACAAGGACGAUUUCGGGAUCGUGAUUUUGUUGGACGAACGCUAUCGCUCAAUCGGCAAGUCCUAUUUCCCUGGAUGGUUGCAAACUGGCAUGUCGAACGUGCAGGACAUUGACGAAUGGAAGCGCGAUAUGCUCACAUUUUUUAAGAAGCAUGGAGCGUUGCAAAAAGCGGCGAAUAUCGUGCAAAAUGUAUCCGAAACGUCGGCGGCGGCGACGCGAAUCCGAAAACGGCCGGCCGUCGCGAUUCAUUACGACCGAGAGAACAGUGCGCCCGACCUCAACUUCUUUGCCGGAAAACCCGUCGAUGUACCCGAACAAAGGAAACAACAACCCAACACGUUAACAGCUUGCUUGGAAUCAGUGACGGAGCAGCCGACCCUCCCGAAGAUGUCGCCGGCUACGAAGAAAUUGAUUGCCACACGUUACCAAUUGCCCAUCAACUCUAGCCAGCCCGGCGCCAGCCAGGGCAGAAAGAUGAAGCUAACUGCCGACCGUCUCAAUGCCGAUUAUUUCACCGAUGCGCCCCCGAAAGCCUCGACCUCGACGCAAUCAAUCAACACGCUGAAGAAGCGUGGAGAUGCGAUGACGCUACCAACGACGAAAUUAACUGACGCGGAAGCCUCGAAGCUUUGGCAAGAGUUUGCGGAGAAGGUGAGCAAGUGCGGGUUGCGCAAGGAGUACAAGGCCAAAAUGAUGGCGCUGGCGGCUGACAGUGCCGGAAAAGUUCGCGCCGCCUAUGAGCUGUUCUACGAGAAGCACAGGGCUGUUUAUGAUGAAUGCAAAAAGACGUUCGACGCGACCGGCAACAUCCGGUUGGCCAAAUGGGAACGAAUUGAGCAGACGCUGGGCAUUCAAUCUACGCGC
Molecule: messenger RNA, 3021 nt
Organism: Mesorhabditis spiculigera
Lineage: Eukaryota; Metazoa; Nematoda; Chromadorea; Rhabditida; Rhabditidae
Source: the annotation of a GenBank genome assembly